Molecule: messenger RNA, 1569 nt
Organism: Botrytis byssoidea
Lineage: Eukaryota; Fungi; Ascomycota; Leotiomycetes; Helotiales; Sclerotiniaceae
Exons: 1
Coding region: 1-1569 (522 amino acids)
Biological process (GO): carbohydrate transport; transmembrane transport
Cellular component (GO): membrane
Molecular function (GO): carbohydrate:proton symporter activity
Source: RefSeq, a predicted model, not a curated record
AUGUCUCCUCAAAAUUCUUACAUGGGACUGCGCGGCAGAGCCCUGAGAAUUGCUCAGAUUGCUUUUAUCGUCGGACCAGGCUUCACAUUGUUUGGUUACAACCAAGCUGGUCUUGGACCCUUAGCGACACUUCAUAGUUGGGCACAUCAAUUCCCAUCACUGGACACAGUCAACACGACCGGUCCACUCAAAUCACACAACUCAAUCAACAGCGGUGCUGUCAUUGCGUCUUUUCAAAUUGGAUCUUUGAUGGGUGCCUUAUCAUGCAUAUUCUUAGGAGAUCUUCUAGGUAGACGGAGGACUAUCUUUCUCGCUGCUUUUUUGACUCUCAUUGGCCAAGUUCUCCAAGUCUCGGCUUAUAACUUAAUUCAAUUCGUUAUCGGCCGAUUGGUUUUAGGCUUGGGAGUUGGAGAGAUUAGUGUUAUGAUACCGGUUUGGCUAGCCGAAUGUUCACCCGCAGCUCACAGAGGGCAAGACGUUGUCACCGCAGGUAUAUUCUUGUGUUUCGGCUACUCUGUGUGUAACUGGAUAGAUUUCGCAUUUUACCACCUUCCAAGCACGAAUUUACAGUGGAGAUUACCUUUAGCAAUCAUAUCUCUACCACUUUCACUCGUUAUGAUGGCCAUAGUCUUUCUUCUUCCCGAAUCUCCUAGAUGGUUAGUUAGUGUAGGGAAAACAGCCGAGGCUACUAAGAAUCUAUCAGUGAUCAAAGAUCUCUCAGUUGAAGAUGAUCGCAUUCGCUUCGAAAUUGCCCAGAUCGAGUCAUCGCUUGAAUUUACGACGGAAAAUAGUACAUCACUCUUGCAGCUUUUCUCCAAGGACGACAAGGAGAGGUUGCUUUACCGAUUCGUGCUAUGCAUAUUCCUACAAUUCGUUCAGCAGAUGUGUGGAGGUAAUCUCAUUUCGGUCUACGCAUCAACCAUCUUCCAGCAAAAUCUCAACUUGGAAGUCAGCUUGGCCAAGAUCCUCGCCGCUUGUGCCCUUACCUGGAAAUUCCUUUGUUGCUUCAUCGCUUUCGUCGCCAUUGAUCGAUGGGGACGUCGUGCGGUAUUCAUCAUUAGUGGCGCCGGCAUGUCAAUGUGUAUGCUCUCCUUGGCUGUGAGCACUAGUUUCCCCUCCUCAAACAAGAGCGCCGCUAUUGCUUCUGCAUUCUUCAUCUUCCUAUUCAACUUCUUCUAUCCGAUCGGAUUCCUGGGUGCCAAUUUCCUAUAUUGCAGCGAGAUUGCUCCAGUCCGACUUCGCGUGGCAAUGAAUUCAGUCUCAACUGCCAAUCAUUGGUUAUGGAACUUCGUUGUGGUUAUGGUAACACCGGUCGCCCUCGAUACCAUCGGAUAUCGCUACUAUAUCAUGUAUACGAUUAUCUCGGCGCUUAUUCCCAUCUCGGUGUAUUUCUUCUACCCGGAGACGAUGAAUCAGAAUUUAGAAACUCUCAAUAAUUUGUUCAGAGAUGCACCUUCGACCCUCAAGGUUGUAUCAUUAUCACUUAAGCUGCCACGUGGUGAAUUGGAUGAAGAACCAUCGGGUAAGGCAGAGUAUGGUGGAGGGGUGGAGCAAGUUGAAAAGGUAUAA